Messenger RNA from Symbiodinium sp. CCMP2456, 1749 nucleotides. NCBI's taxonomy places the organism in Eukaryota, Dinophyceae, Suessiales, Symbiodiniaceae. The record is from the annotation of a GenBank genome assembly.
AUGCUGGCGGCGGAGAUCCUCGGGGUGGACCUCAUUGAGGAUCCCUUUCUCGUGCCGCCGCUGAAGCUCGCACUGCCUGCCCUGGCUGCCGCCUUCCAGCGGGGCGAGCUCAACGAGGACAGUGUGGACGAGAUUUACAAGGCCUUGGCCUCAGCUCGGGCCUCCGCGAAGACCGAGGAGGCCGAAGCAGAGGAGGGCCCUGCCAGUCCCGGUGUGCAGAACUGCGAGGAGUGCGAUGCGCCUGCCAUCUGGCACUGCCCCGCUUGUGAAGGCUCCUUCUGCGGCAGCUGCUUCGACAAGCUCCAUGCGCGGGGGCGCCGUGCGGAACACCCGCGGCUGGACCUGGCAUAUGCAGGCUUCAAGAUGAAAAGGGACGAGGUUCGAGCUCGGAAGCAGGUGGUCAACAUACGCUGGCAUGCCUUCUACGACGCACAGGGCCUGAAGUUCUACUACAACUUCGAGUCUCAGCAGUCGCUGCGGAAGCUGUCGGCGAAAGAGCUCGCAUGGCAGCCACCACCGCCGCUGCCCGUGGGUGCCGAUUUGAGCAUCGGGGCAAAAAGGGGCGCUGGAGCGCAAGUUCAGAACUUUGAGGCGCUCUCAGAUGGCAGUGGCAGCACUGAGUCGUGGAAAUUCCGGCAGACGGCGGCCAGCAUAGAGCUUGUGCCUCCGUCCGUGGUCGUGACGGAUGUAGACAGCGACGGCCCGACAUCCACGAGAGUGGUCUCCUUUGAGUUUGCCGCUGAGCCGGAGCUGGAGCCAGCUCCCAGAAAAAGUCGCUUUGAUGGCAAGGCACGGUUUACUCGCGUCUCGAAGCGCGAUCCAGAUGCCAUGAAGGAGCUGCGGAAGACCAUCCAGCAGAAAGCAGAGGAGUACGAGUGGAGGGCCGCCGACUAUGGAAACAAGGCGAGCGAAGUCGCCAAGGCGAUGAAGCUGGACGUGCGAGGGCUUGAAGGCUCGCGCUUGACCAUGCAUCGUUGGAUCUCCUGGGCUGGCUUCGACACCAUCAUUGGCCUGGUGAUCAUGGUGAAUGCCGUGACGAUCGGCGUGGAGGCACAUUACAACGCUUCGAUUCCCGUGGGCUGCACUGCUAGCUGCGCUUGUGACAUUGGCAUCCUCGACGCCUGCGCCGUCGUCCCCCCAUGGCUGACGUACCUCGACUAUGUCUUCUUCCUGGUUUAUGUCACGGAGUUCGCCAUGAGAUACUACGCUUAUGGGAGAGCUGUGCUUCGCAGCAACUGGGUGAAGUUCGACCUCUUCUUGAUUGUCAGCAGUGCUGUGGACCUCACACUCAAUCUGGUGAACGUGCAAAAUGAGCUCCUCAACCAGGUCAUGCUCGUGCGGAUACUGCGUUUGCUCCGCCUGGCCCGUGCAGUUCGCCUCAUUGUCCUCUUUCAGACGCUCUGGCAGCUGGUGCAAGGGCUUCUCCACAGUGUGACAACACUUUUUUGGACCUUCCUAUUGGUCAUGAUCUUAAUCUACAUCUUCGCCAUCAUCGGCAUGGAGUUUAUUUCAGAGGACCCGGCUCUUGACGCCAACCACGAGUACAAUGUCGCUGCCAGGGAGAACUUCAGCAACUUUGGGGACGCCAUCAUGACCCUUCUGCAGAUGUUCAGUAUGGAUAGCAUUGGCGCCGUCUACAGGCCCUUGGUCAAGCAUCGGCGCUGUGGCAGCAACUUACAGCUCAUGGCCUACGCUGUUAUCCUUGGUUGGGUCUUGUUGCUUUUGGGACUUGCAGCUUCAAGGCUGUAG